AUGUUAUUAGCUAGAAUUAAAAGUAUACCCACGGAUGUUGUUGUAAAAAUGGAAAGAGUAGAUACUGAAUCGGAAGAAUAUGAUGAGGAAUGGCAAUCCAAUCUGGCAGGGUUUACAUCGACAAAGGAAUCUGAGAAGAUCAGUUUAAACGAGGAAAUGAACAAGCACUGGGUUAAUAUACGGGAGAUACUGAAGUGGUCCAACGCUACGCCGAUAAGGAGUUAUGGUGGUAGAGGCUAUCUAUGCUGCUACUGUUCUAAACAAUUCGUUGAUCCCAGGGACUUGAGAGCACACACAUCACAGUCCCAUAUCGGUAUAAAUGAUGCUUGUUUCACUAAGAAAGCUCAUUUAAAUGGCUAUUGUAUUAAACUGGAUAUAACCGAACUAUUUUGCAACAUUUGCGGUGAAUCCAUAGACAAUGUGGAAUUGCUUUUAGAUCACCUUUCAAAAUAUCACAGUAUACAAAUCUACACGGACAUUAAAAAUCUUAUAGUUCCAUUCAAAUUUAAUAGUGAGGAACUCCAAUGCUGUAUAUGUGAUGAGAAAUUUGGAGCUUUCAAAGUUCUUUUGGCGCAUAUGAAUGAUCACAUUAGGAAUUAUGUAUGCGAAGUGUGCGACGCUGGAUUCGUCAACGUCAAGCAAUUGAGAGGACACGCAGAGAUCCAUAAAACGGGGUCGCACAAGUGUGAGCAGUGCGGCAAAGUUUUCUCCACGAUGCGCUCCUGCUCGUUCCACAUGAACAGGGUGCACCGCCGUACCUUCGUUUAUAAAUGCGGACACUGUUCACAAUCGUUCAAGGAGUCCAGACAGAAGCAGAAACAUCAACUGGAGGUGCACGGCGUGGGUGCGGUGAUAACGUGUGAAUAUUGCGAACGAUGCUUCAAAAAUCAGACGACGUACAAAAUCCACGUAAAUCGUGAUCAUCUGAAAUUACGCAAGUUUGCCUGUACGAUGUGCGAAAUGAGGUUUUAUAAGUGUAGCGAUUUGCACGAUCAUAUGGUUAGGCAUACCGGUGAGCGUGUUUAUAAAUGCGAAAUAUGUCAGAAGGCAUUCGCGCGACGUAAAACAUUGCGGGAGCACACGAGAAUUCAUCUUGACGAUAAGAGAUUUAAAUGUGAACAUUGUGAUAAGGGUUUUGUUCAAAAGUGUAAUUUGCGUACCCAUCUUUUAAACAAACACAAGCUAAUUAUUUAA
Messenger RNA from Pieris macdunnoughi, 1194 nucleotides. The record is from the annotation of a GenBank genome assembly. Lineage: Eukaryota; Metazoa; Arthropoda; Insecta; Lepidoptera; Pieridae.